CCGAUACACCGCACACAUAAACACGCCGCAAUACUUGACUGGAACCAUGGACGGAUUCUCUUGGAAACUUUUCCUACUUUCUUGCCUGGUUGUGGAGGGCUCCGCGCAAGACUUCGGACAGACCCAGUUUAUUUGCACGUCGGUGCCCAAGGAUAUGGACUUGUGCACGGCUACGAUGCAGAACAGCGGGCCGGCGGAGGACCUGAAGACCACGGUCAUGCAGCUGCGGGAGACCGUGCUGCAGCAAAAGGAGACCAUUAUGAACCAAAAGGAGACGAUUAGGGAACUAACGUCCAAGUUGAGCCGCUGCGAGAGCCAGAGCCUCCCUGAGGCUGCGGGACCUGGCGGUAGGCGGCCGGGAUCCAAGAACACCAUGGGGGAUGUAUCUCGGGGUCCUUCGGACACUCUGGCCCAACUGGGACAGACUUUACAGACCCUCAAACAGAGGCUGGAGAAUCUAGAGCAAUACAGCCGAGGGAACAAUACUGUGCAGGCGAACAGCCUGAAAGAUCUUCUGCAAAACAAGAUAGACGAUAUGGAGAAGCAAGUUCUGUCCCGGGUCAACACUUUAGAGGAGAGCAAGCCGGGGCAGAGGAACGAGACGGACCAGCGGAACAGAGUGGAGUCCACACUCACUUCUCUGCACCACCGGAUCACAGACCUCGAGAAAGGCAAAGACAACAGGCCAACAGAUAAGUUCCAGCUGACUUUCCCCCUGAGAACCAACUACAUGUAUGCCAAAGCAAAGCGGAGUCUUCCUGAGAUGUACUCCUUCACCGUGUGUCUGUGGAUCAAGUCCAACGCCUCGCCUGGCGUGGGAACACCCUUCUCCUACGCAGUCCCAGGUCAGGCCAACGAGAUGGUGCUGAUUGAGUGGGGGAACAAUCCCAUGGAGAUUCUCAUCAACGACAAGGUUGCAAAGCUGCCAUUCCUUAUCAACGACGGCAAAUGGCAUCACCUUUGCAUCACAUGGACCACUCGUGACGGGAUGUGGGAGGCCUUUCAGGACGGAGUGAUGCGGGGCAGCGGUGAAAAUCUGGCACCCUAUCAUCCCAUCAAGCCACAGGGAGUGCUGGUUCUGGGACAAGAGCAGGACACUUUAGGAGGAGGCUUUGAUGCGACACAAGCCUUCGUCGGUGAGUUAGCAAACUUGAAUAUCUGGGAUAGGAAACUUUCCAUUGGUGAGAUCUAUAACCUGGCAACCUGCAACAGCAAAGCACAAGCUGGCAACGUCUUCUCCUGGACGGAGGCCAACAUCGAAAUAUUUGGAGGAGCAACCAAAUGGACCUUCGAGCCUUGUCGUUCACUCAACUGAACUGCAUUUCACCAUUUGAGAAAGGCCUCUCUGUGUUUCUGAGCUUUUGUCGUUCUUGUCUUCAUUUGACGUUUGUUAGAGACUAUUUGAUCUUAAGUUAUUGGUAAGCUUAAAUCUGGGAUUUCUAUU
Myripristis murdjan (pinecone soldierfish) is the source of this 1444-nucleotide messenger RNA. Its product is annotated as neuronal pentraxin-1. The transcript is spliced from 5 exons. Bases 47 to 1315 code for a protein of 422 amino acids. The record is from RefSeq and is a predicted model, not a curated record. Lineage: Eukaryota; Metazoa; Chordata; Actinopteri; Holocentriformes; Holocentridae.